This is a messenger RNA of Puccinia triticina, 1017 nucleotides long. RefSeq lists its product as uncharacterized. Gene Ontology annotation, cellular component: membrane. The record is from RefSeq and is a predicted model, not a curated record. The transcript has 6 exons. NCBI's taxonomy places the organism in Eukaryota, Fungi, Basidiomycota, Pucciniomycetes, Pucciniales, Pucciniaceae. Gene Ontology annotation, molecular function: magnesium ion transmembrane transporter activity. Gene Ontology annotation, biological process: magnesium ion transport. Bases 1 to 1017 code for a protein of 338 amino acids.
AUGUCCGAGCACACCAUCAACCAGACGAUGGCCCAGAUCAACCGCACCAACACCACAUCCCCGGCCUCGAUCCUCGUCGACCCCGGGCCGAUCUACAACUCGUACACCGCCAAGGCUGCCCCACCCCUCGCCCCCCGGAAAUCCUGCUUCAGACCCCUCUGGCUGCUCGGCUUGUCGCUCUACAUCCUCUCCCAAGUCUUGGGCAGCACGCUUGCCCUGCAGUACAUGCGCUCAGAAUACGUUGCACCUCUCGGAUCCGCCUCCUUGAUCUUCAACUUUCUAUUUGCACGAUGGUUGCUGGGGACGAAGAUCACGACGCUAGAUGCGGUCGGCACGCUAGUGGUGAUACUGGGCGUCGUGGGGGUGAUCGGCUUUGGGAACAUCCGCCUCAAGGUAUACGACUCAACGCUCAUCGUACCCGUGCUGUUUGCGACAUACACAGGCAGUGGAUUUAUCAACUCGUUGAUCUAUCUCCACGAGCUGCCACAUUACCGGACAACAGUCCUACUGAUGAUCUGGCUAUGCAUGGCAGUCCUAGUGAUUGGGGUGUGCAUCACGGCGGAUCCGGAGGGCGAGGCGCAGCAGACGGCGAUCGGGCGGGAAGAGGCGGUGGGCAUGGUGAUGAUCACCGCGGCCCACCCGAUCAAGAAGCGCCGCUCGCCCUCGAUCCACAGCCACCAGCCGGAGAUCGGCGAGUAUCAGCUGCGCCACUCCUCCGAGUCCGGCAGCGUGCGCUCGGCGGUCGGCCAGCUCACCAAGACCCUCCGGCCCACCCCGGCCGACCAGCACCCUGCUCAUCAGCUCUUCGGCCGCGCCGGACUGGGUCGAGCGGCCCUCCCCGCCGACAACCCGUUCGACGACUUCGAGAUCCUCGGCGACGAGCAGCUCCCCGAGGAGCGCGACCACCCCCUCAGCGGCGAGUCGUCCGGCGAAGACGAGAUCGACGGCUUGCAGGACAACUCAGACGGAUACUUUCACCCCCCUAAUAAACCAGACCCACCUCAUCGUUAUUCUUGA